CUAGACCGUCUGGUUUGCGUGUAUGCCAGAACUGUUUUUGUUAGUGACCACUCUGCUUUCACUCAAACCACUGACGGUUCGCUAUUUAUUACGCUUUUGCCUUCAGCCGACUUUGCCAGUUGCUCCAAAUAUGGGUUGUAGCUUACCUGGAGCUUGCUCAUCGCUACCUUGCAGUUUGCAUUAGGCAAGUACUGCCCACUAUAGGCUUACUGCAGUUGUUUUCUCCGCGUCGCAUUUGUCGUAGAAGUCGCCAACUCCAUGCCUGCUCGCAUGAGGUACUACUAGAUACCUUACGACCUUGAUAUUUUCAGCAGUAGUGCCUUUGAGAAGAAGGGCGCUACAAGGGACAAACCUUUAGCUGCAAUGCCCGAACUAUAAGCACGGCUUGCUUUGCCGCAUCCAAACGUUAACAAUGCUGAGGCGUUUCGGAAGCAGCCGUGACAAGUCCGAUAUGGUCGGAUUGCUGUUACUUACCUUGUUGGUGGCAAGCUUACAGGCGUACUUGAGUGACGCGGCAAACAUAGCCCUGAGGAAGAAAACAUACGCCUCCUCGAUCUUCAGCAGCAGUUAUAACAGCAGUUACGCCGUUGAUGGUGCAGUGAGCAAAACUGCAGCCUUCUUCAUGUCAGCUGGUGAUGUGGACACGGAUCCUUGGUUUUCUGUUGACCUUGGCGGUCUUGCCAAUAUUACAUCCGUGUCCAUCUACACCCGCUGCGAUUGCUGUGUUAAUCGCACAAGGAAUGCGGAGCUACGUAUUGGCAAUGCCAGCAUUACCUCGCGAGAGGACAAUGUUAAUUACAACAAGAUGGUAGCAAACGGGAUUGCUCCGGAUAGGUUGUGCUCGCCGUACAGUAUUAGCAUGUUAACUGAGACAAUUGGACGAUGGGUAACAUUUCAAAAUCACAAUCCUGAUUGCACUGGUAUAGAAUGUGCCCUGCAGAUCAUCGAGUUACAAGUCUUUGGCACUGUCGGUAAGCAUGUUGGGACGGCGGGGUGUUGCAGCGGUACUUUACCAGGUGCUGCAGAACCAUGCAUGUACAUUUAACAGGGCGUUGCUUUAAGAGUGCCAUACUACUAGAAAGCAGGUCGGUUACUAGCUACCUUUAUGUCAUGCAUGCCCGAUUUCGUUGCCUAUCUAGCCGCCGUUGAUUGGACAAACUAUUCUUUGUUUGCGUACCAGGGGGGGGGGGUACCCAUCAGGUUUAUAUAUAAACUUUAUAUAUAUAAUUUAUAUAUAUCAGGUUUAUUUCCAGUCCUCAUGUUAGGAUUUUGAAAGCUGUAUUGCCAUCCUUUCUUCGUUUCUUAUACGUAGAAUUAGUUCUAUCAGCAAAAUGGUCACUUCUCGGCUUCCGAUGUUCCAAUGACACGUCACCUCUGAACCCACUCUGGGGAAUACCCCCCCCUAAAUCUUCGUAUGCGUAUUCGUAUUUUUGGGUUAUGGAAACAUUCGUUUACGCAGGGGGGGGGUAGGAAACGCGAGGACAGACCCCAUGAUUUAAAGUUAAAGAGCUUAUUGAGAGCAUUCCAAAUCUGCUUUCAGAAUUUUAAUUGGAGUUGUACG
Messenger RNA from Astrephomene gubernaculifera, 1561 nucleotides. NCBI's taxonomy places the organism in Eukaryota, Viridiplantae, Chlorophyta, Chlorophyceae, Chlamydomonadales, Astrephomenaceae. The record is from the annotation of a GenBank genome assembly.